Messenger RNA from Doryrhamphus excisus (bluestripe pipefish), 911 nucleotides. It is a transcript of the gene gemin7, whose product is annotated as gem (nuclear organelle) associated protein 7. Gene Ontology annotation, biological process: spliceosomal snRNP assembly. The record is from RefSeq and is a predicted model, not a curated record. NCBI's taxonomy places the organism in Eukaryota, Metazoa, Chordata, Actinopteri, Syngnathiformes, Syngnathidae. Gene Ontology annotation, cellular component: SMN-Sm protein complex.
CAGUAACUCACUUCCUGGUUGUAGCGCGCUGUAAAUAAAACAACAGAAGAAGAAGCCGGUUUCACACUGUUUUGCUAGCGGGCUGGUAACACCAGUGCAGUGUUGCCCAAGAAUAAUGGCAACACCGGUGCCUGUGCUUCGCCUGCCGAGAGGACCGGAUCCAAACAGCCGUGGAUUCGACCCCAGUUCCCCCCGCUUCAUCGCACUUUGCCGCACGUCCCUCACUUCUUCCUCUUGCGCCAGGUCUUCGUUACGCGCAGACUCAGACGAGCUGAGGCUGGAGCAGAGCGCCCGUGCGCAGUUGAGGGAACGCUUCCUCCGUUGUGUGCUGGCCACGUGCAAAAAGAAGGUGCACUUCCACCUGCACGACAACGUCAGGGUGGAGGCCACCUUUGGCGCUUCUGAUAUCGACGUGCUCAACUUCCAGGUGUCCGACCUGCACACACCUAUCGGCGUGCAGAAAGAAGCGCUCGUCAGAUGUCAGGACGUCAUUUCAUACACGUUUGACUUGUGAAGACUGCUUCUUUUCAACCCAGGAUGCAACAUGGAACUUUUGCCUCCUCCCUCUCUCUUUUGGAGGGAAGUAUGGCUACAUUUUUUUCAGCCUAUUGAAUCAAAGCACGAACUCCUUUUGUAACACAAGAUGGCGCCACGAGCCCUAUUUCUAUUGCCCUGUUACGGAAGCUGGACUUGCUGUGACGAUUGUAGUGUACAGUAUGCAGCUGAAAUUAUGUAAAAUAUCUUCAGAGAAGAAAGCAUUAUGUUUGUAAAUGGUACGGCUCUAUUGACCAAUUAACACACUGAAUGGCUCACUUUGCAAAUGAACCCAUAUCUGUGGAGAAGAAAUUAGGUUUACAGGUCCAAGCUUUAGAAAGUAAAUUAAAAACGUCAGUCUGAGUGAAUUGCUCUUG